Molecule: messenger RNA, 2102 nt
Organism: Anarrhichthys ocellatus (wolf-eel)
Lineage: Eukaryota; Metazoa; Chordata; Actinopteri; Perciformes; Anarhichadidae
Gene: pdcd2
Product: programmed cell death 2
Exons: 8
Coding region: 99-1175 (358 amino acids)
Cellular component (GO): cytoplasm; nucleus
Source: RefSeq, a predicted model, not a curated record
ACAUCUCAUGUGUUGUGUUGUGGGAGUUUGGCACAGUUUCUCUUGGAUAGUUAUUUAUCUUUCCAUAUUCCUGUGACAUACCGAUAAACUCCUCCGUUAUGUCCGGUGGUCCCAGCCUUCCCUCGGCGGAGGUAGAUCUGGGCUUCCUGGAGGAGGCGGAGCCGUGGCGGCUUCUGUCCCCGCAGUUCCCCAGUAAAGUCGGGGGGAAACCGGCGUGGCUCAGCCAGACAGGCCCGCCCUCACUGCCCGGGCUGGAGUGCGAGAUAUGCCGCCUGCCUAUGGCCUUCCUGCUGCAGGUCUACGCACCCAUUUCUGGUCAGGACAGAAGUUUCCACAGAACGCUCUUUCUGUUCUGCUGUAAGACUCGUGAGUGCUACACAUGCAACGACAGCCGCUGUGUGAAAGUUUUCAGGUGCCAGCUGCCUCGGAGGAAUGAGUUCUACCCCUACGAUCCUCCAGCAGAGGAUGAACCCCCCAGCGAUCCUGAACGGGACCAGAGUGUUUUGUCCGUCCCUGGAAUUAAACUAUGCUGGGUGUGCGGUUGUCCCGGCAGCAAAGCCUGCUCCCGCUGUCACACUGUAAGCUACUGUGGAAAACACCACCAGACCCUCCACUGGAAGCACACACACAAGAGGGAGUGUUGCAGUCAAGAAGCGUCCGUUGUCACAACUUCAACCUUCCUCUUCCCUGAGUCUGAGCUGGUCAUUGAACCUGAGGAGGAGAAAGACACAAAGGACACUGAAGAAGAAGAAGAAGAAGAAGAGAAAGGGAUUGAAGAUUGUCCCUCCUUAGCAGACGCCCUGGCAGAGACGGACCUGGAGGAGAUGGCUUUGCACGAGACUGAAGACAACAAAGUGUUCCAGCGGUUUAAAAAGAGGAUUGCACCAGAACCACACCAGGUGGUGCGUUACAGUCGAGGGGGCUCCCCCUUGUGGGUCUCUUCUCAGCACAUCCCUUCAGAUCAGGAUAUCCCAGCAUGCACCUGUGGUGCCAAGAGGACUUUUGAGUUUCAGGUGAUGCCACAGCUGUUGAACAGUCUGUGUGUGGACUCGACAGGAGCCAGUAUCGACUGGGGGACACUAGCUGUCUAUACGUGCUCUGCCAGCUGUAACCAUGAGGACCAGUACUGCUCCGAGUUCAUCUGGAAACAGGACUUCAGCUCAGAUCACAGAUGAAACCCACAUAAUAUCUUCCUGCUGCUGGACAGAGUUCAGGUCACACUGAUGCACGUGAACAGCUCAGCAGACACUGGUUUUCACAAUUGUAGUGAAGUCACUCACCAGUUAGUAGACUGGACACAUGCUGCUGCUCGUCUAACGGAUGAUACACAGGCCAAAUUAAAAUCAGUGUGUAGUUAAGCUGACCGAGAGAGGAAGUUAAUCUAUUAAAGGACAAUGAAGAUGUUUUGGAGGGCAGACAUUCACCAUCUGUAUUAAUUGUUCUAUUAAGUUGAAACAGGAAUUCUAGUUCUGGUUUCUCACCACUUACAAAUAUUUACUUUUAAGUCUGUCUGUUAAGAACAAUGUUUGAGUGGUAUUUCUGACCCGUGUGGUGAGUGGGUUACGUCCAUUUUCAGUGCUACAUACCAUUUAUAUAGUAGGUCUAUUGAAGCAGAUGGUCAUCAGGACAAAUACAAUAUCACCAUGUGCCUGGACAAGUUCAUCUGCUUUACAGCAUUUUUCUGAGAGUUUGAGACAGAAAAUGUACCGUUAAAAUAUCUAAAUACAACCUGUCAAUUAUAUCUUCACAUUUAAUCUCAUUGGUCACAGUGAGUGUAACAAAGUUUAGUUAUAAGGCUCUAUAAAUGUUACUGAAUAUCAAUACCUUUCCAGCAAAUACUGAAAUAAAGGGUCUCAAUGCAAUAUGUGCAGUGUCGCAAGUCUAAAUUGUCACAUGACCUGAGCCGUUGACUUCCUGGUUGCACCAUGAGAAGAGGAAGGCUGCAUCAAAGCUCCCAAACAAAAGUUAAUAAAGUAUGUGAAUAAGGUGAAGAGUAUUGAUAGAUGCAAUUACUUAACCUUGUUCAGUGUGGUCAUGGAACGAGCGAACAUGUAACGGCAACACAUCACGUAGCAGCAACUCAAUGUAUUUAGGCCGGGCAU